Messenger RNA from Rhopalosiphum maidis (corn leaf aphid), 637 nucleotides. RefSeq lists its product as uncharacterized. Bases 41 to 637 code for a protein of 198 amino acids. NCBI's taxonomy places the organism in Eukaryota, Metazoa, Arthropoda, Insecta, Hemiptera, Aphididae. The record is from RefSeq and is a predicted model, not a curated record. The transcript is spliced from 3 exons.
CGGCACCGCGGCCGCCCUGCUGGUCGUGGCUAACAACAGCAUGCGGUCGGUCAACUGCAGGAUAACUCACCUGUUGCCGGUCGGGCAGCUGCGUCGCGUCCGAUCCUCCGGCGACCGCCUUAGCGCCAACCGUGCCGACGACGCCGACGACGAAAACUGUCGGCAACGCGACGUCAUCGCGCAGCUGGCCCGCAGACACUGGCGGAUCACCGGGCUGGUGACGGGCGGCGUGUGCGGCGCUUACGGCGUCGAUCUCAUGGCGGCCGUCCUGCUGGCCGCCGUUCGCGUCACGUACGUGGCCAUAUCGGUGUUCCAUCGGCUGACCGACGAUUCGGACGCGCGGACCAACAUGUCGCCGGCUGUCGUCGUGCAGUUGAUAGCGUGGUUCGGACAGUUUACGUAUUUGGCGUACACGUGCGACGAGCUGGCCGCCCAAUCAAGUGAAAUGUUUGACAAUUUAAAUACACUGUUGUUGGAUAUUUUCAAAGAAAGUCGACUAUCCGGAGAACCAUACAUAAGUAAAAUGCAAGAGAUUGAAGCGAUCAUUGGAGUCACAUUAACAUAUUUUAUUGUUUUAUUGCAAUUUGAAUCAUCACACAGUAGUACCGUAUAUAAUGGUACACACAUGAUUCAAUGA